CGAGGCGCACGCGGAUUAAAUGUCUAUACUGUAUCUUUUCCCAGCUUGGACAAGCGGUUGAUAUCCUUGACAAUAGCGAUGAUCCCCGGGAUCGUGCUGACUGCCCCACUUGGGACGUGAUUGAUGUACAGCUAGAGUUAUGGAACUGCUAUAAGAACGAAGCCAGCGUUCGACUGAAAGACAUCGCGUUAACACAAUGAUGCGACUGAAGAUCAGCCAUCUGGAGUGAUAUCAAGAUGAAUCAAAGUCGAACCAGCAGGGCGGCAGGGGAAACCUUGGCUGCCGACAGCAAAAGCGCCGCAGAAUCUCCCCUCAACAUUACAGCAUGCAACAUUCAUUGUCGUUGCUUUUGUUCAAUGCUCUUGGACCCAGGCGUUUCGAUCGAUCAAAAUGGCAUAUAUUGCUAUGCCGAGGGAUUUGGCGUGGCGCCUGGCACUGACUCUGGAUUAUCUCCAGGCUUGCAGGCCUCGCCCAGCAUAAAGCAGCAGACCGCGGUCCUAGGGCUCAGCGGCGUCGAUAUGAGGAAUUCUCCCACCCUCACGGACGUGACUAGCGCGCACGACUGCAGGACUUAUGAAGGCAGUAUGCAGUCAUUCCAGACCUGCUUUCCUGCAUCUUUCAACAUUUGCCAGGGUGUGCUCAGAGAACCUUUGGAGAGCGUCGUGGCUGCUGGCUCAGCUUCGUCAAGUGCCCCUGCAUCAAGAUAUCAGCAAGCUACACUGCAAUCUUGCUUUCGAUGUUACGACCACGGCUGCAAGGGCCGUAAAUUUAGUUCAAUCGAGAAUUAUCGACGUCAUGUCCGAGAGAAAAGCAUGACGAGGAGAUAUACCUGUAUUCUCUGUUACAAGAGCUUUACACGCUACAGCAAUUUGAUGAUACACACAUCACAGAAGAAAUGCACGGCGCUGAGAACAGCGGCAUAUAGUGAACAGGGCAUGCUUGGAGGCAUUGUGUAACGUAGACUAGUCGGAGCUGAGUCUGAAUGGAUGUACUCAACACUAGCAAAACAUGAAUCAUGGU
Molecule: messenger RNA, 1020 nt
Organism: Dissoconium aciculare CBS 342.82
Lineage: Eukaryota; Fungi; Ascomycota; Dothideomycetes; Mycosphaerellales; Dissoconiaceae
Exons: 1
Coding region: 237-956 (239 amino acids)
Source: RefSeq, a predicted model, not a curated record